GAUAGGGGUCUUUUCGCAAAAGCCAAGUCAGAUACUGGGCAAGAGGGGCGUGGCCGGUCGACCCAAACUCAAACUCGCGCUUUGUCGGAAGGCGGGCGGUCUUACUCCGGGAGGCACUGGGGAAGUGAGGAAAUGGCACCUCGCAAGGGGAAGGAAAAGAAGGAAGAACAGGUCAUCAGCCUCGGACCUCAGGUGGCUGAAGGAGAAAAUGUAUUUGGUGUCUGCCACAUCUUUGCAUCCUUCAAUGACACUUUCGUGCAUGUCACUGAUCUCUCUGGCAAGGAAACCAUCUGCCGAGUGACCGGUGGGAUGAAGGUGAAGGCUGACCGAGAUGAAUCCUCGCCAUAUGCUGCCAUGUUGGCAGCCCAGGAUGUGGCCCAGAGGUGCAAGGAACUGGGCAUCACUGCCCUCCACAUCAAACUCCGGGCCACAGGAGGAAAUCGGACUAAGACUCCCGGACCUGGGGCACAGUCAGCCCUCAGAGCCCUUGCCCGCUCGGGAAUGAAAAUUGGGCGAAUUGAGGAUGUCACCCCCAUCCCCUCCGAUAGCACCCGUAGGAAGGGGGGUCGCCGUGGUCGCCGUCUGUGAACAGGACUCCUCAAAUUAUUUUCUGUUAAAAUAAAUUGCCUUCUUAUAAACCA
Molecule: messenger RNA, 641 nt
Organism: Condylura cristata (star-nosed mole)
Lineage: Eukaryota; Metazoa; Chordata; Mammalia; Eulipotyphla; Talpidae
Gene: RPS14
Product: ribosomal protein S14
Exons: 5
Coding region: 133-588 (151 amino acids)
Biological process (GO): translation; maturation of SSU-rRNA from tricistronic rRNA transcript (SSU-rRNA, 5.8S rRNA, LSU-rRNA); ribosomal small subunit assembly
Cellular component (GO): cytosolic small ribosomal subunit; ribosome
Molecular function (GO): small ribosomal subunit rRNA binding; mRNA 5'-UTR binding; structural constituent of ribosome
Source: RefSeq, a predicted model, not a curated record